Messenger RNA from Salvia hispanica, 1488 nucleotides. RefSeq names its product triacylglycerol lipase OBL1-like. Gene Ontology annotation, molecular function: triacylglycerol lipase activity. NCBI's taxonomy places the organism in Eukaryota, Viridiplantae, Streptophyta, Magnoliopsida, Lamiales, Lamiaceae. Gene Ontology annotation, biological process: lipid metabolic process. The record is from RefSeq and is a predicted model, not a curated record.
UUCCAAGCUACAACAAAACAAUGGCAUUAGCUGAUAAUGAUGAAGACAACUACUUCUCGGAAAAAUAUCUGUUUCUGAAAGCAGAAGUUGCAAGCUGGAUUGAUUGCCUAAGAAUUCUACAUUCAAAAGAUUUAGAGAAGAGAGAUUUCUGCAACACUGAGAUAGGAGGGGAAGUCACCGGAUCUCGAUACAGAUGGAUUGUUUUCAUCUCUGUGCUGCUCCAGAAAGCCCUUCUCUACAUCAAGACUCCCAUGGCCGCCCUUGGCGCCGCGAUCGAGCUAUGCCUCAACUAUCCUGCCUUCAAUCACCACUUGCUCUUCAACAUUUUCACAGGGAGAUUGGUGAAACCGGAUAGAGCAUCGCCCAAGUUUACGUCGAUGGUUGGAAAUAUUGACAGGAGAUGGGAUUUGAGGAGACAUUAUUAUGGAAACAAAGCUGCACCAUCCAUCUCAAUAAUGGCUUCUAAAUUGUCGUAUGAAAAUGAGUCAUUUGCUCGAAAUGUUGUCACGCAUCAUUGGCAGAUGGAAUUUAUUGGUUUCUUCGAGUUUUGGAAUGAUUUUCAAGAAGCGAAGUCAACAUAUGCAACCAUGCUCCGAGACAAAAACCGAAUCGUGAUAGCAUUCAGAGGCACGGAGCCAUUCGACGCCGAUGCAUGGCGAACCGACGUAGACGUCUCAUGGUACGACAUCCCCAGCGCCGGCAAAAUCCAUGGCGGCUUCAUGAAAGCCCUCGGCCUCCAGAAAUCCACCGGCUGGCCCAAACACGCCCCAUCGCCCCCUAAAUCAUUCGCCUACUACACGCUCCGAGAGAGGCUCAAAACCCUAAUCCAAGAAAACGGGGAAGCCAAAUUCAUAUUAACCGGCCACAGCCUCGGAGGGGCAUUAGCCAUUUUGUUUGUCGGAAUUCUGGCCAUGCACGAGGAUGAAUAUUUGCUGAGGAGGUUGGAAGGAGUGUACACAUUUGGGCAGCCUAAGGUGGGGAAUGAGCAAUUUGGGGAGUACAUGAAGCAAAAACUGAAGUUGUAUGAUAUAAAGUACUUUAGGUAUGUGUAUUGCAAUGAUGUGGUGCCUAGAUUGCCUUAUGAUGAGAAAGCAUUCUUGUUCAAGCAUUUUGGGAGUUGUUUAUACUUCAAUAGCUGCUACAAGGGCAAGGUUCUUGAAGAUGAGGCCGACAAUAACUACUUCUCGUUGCUGUACGUUGUACCCAAGGUUUUGAACGCGGUUUACGAGCUUGUAAGGGGUUUCAUAUUACCUUGGAUAAAGGGGGAGGAGUAUAGAGAAGGAUGGUUUAUGACAUUGUUUAGGCUAACAGCCUUGAUUACCCCAGGUUUAACCAAUCAUUUUCCACUAGAUUAUGAUAAUGCCACUAGAUUACAAAAACCUGGGCUUGUUCAAUUAAACUAAACUCAAAUAGUCCAAUACAAAAAAUGAAAUUAUGUACUAGUGUGUUAUUCAUCAAUAAAUAUUACUCCUUUUGACAAUGGAUGCA